Capsicum annuum is the source of this 1721-nucleotide messenger RNA. RefSeq names its product probable F-box protein At1g60180. The record is from RefSeq and is a predicted model, not a curated record. Bases 298 to 891 code for a protein of 197 amino acids. Lineage: Eukaryota; Viridiplantae; Streptophyta; Magnoliopsida; Solanales; Solanaceae. The transcript is spliced from 2 exons.
AAAUCAUCUGUCCUCUCAAAAAGCUGGCAUUAUCUCUGGAAAUCUAUUUACAAUUUCCAUUUCAACGACAGAAAUUACAACCAUGUCGAGAACUUCGUAUCCUUUGUCGACCACGUUUUAACUCAUUCUACUUGUUCCAAUAUCAAUAAAUUCCAACUCGACAUUCAUAACAGAGAAUGGGAUAUCCAUUCUAAAAUCAGCCAAUGGUUCAUUUUUGCUGUGAAUAAAAAAGUGGAACAUGUUGUUUUACAUGCUUAUCCAUCUAUUGAAGAAACCACUUACUAAUUGCCUCUAUCUAUGUACAGUUGUUCCUCAUUGAUUACAUUGUAUUUGAGUUAUGUGGUGUUUGAUAAAGGAUUAUGUAUAGCUUGGAACUCUCUAAAGAGCUUAACUCUGGACUCGACUGAGUUAGAAGAUGAUGAUAUUGUGAGAUUAUUGUCAAGUUGUCCUGCUUUGGAAACUAUGGAGUUCUCAUGCUGCGUGGGUUGUCAUCGUCUAGAAAUGGCUUCUUCAAAUUUAAAGACACUAAAGUUACAUUCCCAUUAUCAUCUUCCGUUUGUAGGAUAUGGUACUUUGGAAAUUUUUGCCCCACAUCUUCAACAUUUCGAUAUUUCAGGAGAACUUCAAAAGUUGAGUUGUGUGACCGAGCUAAUAAUUGGAAGUUGGCUUGCAGGGACCGUGUUCAUGAUGAAUCUCGAAGGAGUGAUGCUUCCAAAAUUGAGAUGCAAGUGUCUAACUCUGAAGUUGUUUGUAACAGACUAUAAUCUGUAUGGAAUAGCCAGUAUUUUGCAAGCCUUGCCUCUUUUGGAGUCGUUCAACAUACAAAUGACAGCUGAGGUCGUAAUUGCUCUCUAUAUAUGCUCUUCUUUUUGCAUCCAUAUUCAGUUUUGAUUUUUAAACCCUCCAUUUCCUCCAAUGGAGUUACCUAAUGAGAACGCAAAUAUAACAUUCCUUAUUGUUAAGAAUAAUUUGUCACCAUAGAACUAAAAACUAAUGAUCAAGGUUGUUGCUUUCUGUCCGGCGAACAAGCUCAGAAAGGAAAUGAUCAUUGACAGCUAGACCUCUUUUUGUUUGGUGUCUGUACAGUAUGAGAAUUGUAGUCUUUGAGAAUAAUCAUUUGCUGAGACUGUUCAGCAUUUGUGGUCUUUGAGAAUUGUUCUACCAUGAGAUCAUUUCAUUUUCUGGAUCCUGAUUUUCUUCUUUAUUCCAGUUUAGCGAUCCCCCCCCGCCAGCUUGAGCAAAGCUAUUUCGACGAAGUAGAUAACAUCAAUUUGCCAAGUUGGAUUCCAAACACCGUGUUUCCCAAUUUCAAGAGUGUUAAGAUUGCCAGCUGCAGAACAGGAUGUCUAAAGAAGUGGUCUAAAGGAAGCUUUUGUAGGCUUUUCAAACUAUUCGAAGUUUCUUCUAAAGAAUGCAGUGGCUUUCCAGAAGCUUGUAAUCGUUGCAAAAAGGAGAAAAUGUUGCACUUGUUCAGAGAACUGUGUGUCCCGGUAUUUCUCACGGUUGGCUAAGAAAUUGUUAGACAGUCCAAGAUCAUCAACAAAUUUUGUGAUUAUUUAUCAAGAGCUUUCUUAGCAUGUCCACCAAAGUCCGAGGUUUUUUUUUUUUAAUUUUUAUUUCAGCAUUGUAAAAAUACCUUAUAUUUAGCUUUUGAUUUACUGUAGAUGUAAUUUUGAAUUGUGGCAUUCAAAAGGUUAUGAUGGCUGCUUGGUUUGUUAGAA